This is a messenger RNA of Ramularia collo-cygni, 1563 nucleotides long. Its product is annotated as related to metaphase-anaphase transition protein (Mlo2). The record is from RefSeq and is a predicted model, not a curated record. Gene Ontology annotation, molecular function: ubiquitin protein ligase activity; zinc ion binding. NCBI's taxonomy places the organism in Eukaryota, Fungi, Ascomycota, Dothideomycetes, Mycosphaerellales, Mycosphaerellaceae. Gene Ontology annotation, cellular component: cytoplasm. The coding region runs from base 1 to 1563 and encodes 520 amino acids. The transcript has a single exon.
AUGGCAUCCGAUGAGCAGCAGGUCCCCCCGAAUCGCAGUGUGAAGCGAGCAUCUUCCAUCACCGCGGCAUCGGAAUCGUCCCAAACGGCGCGAGAGUACAUCGCAUCGCAACUCUCCCUCGAAGCAGAGGCCAAAGAAGCCCUUCCCUACCAAUUCGACACGUGCACCCACCCUCUGGGUCCCCUCCGACAAACCGUCUAUGCCUGUCUGACUUGCUCUCCUCCCCCUGCCUCCAUCCACCAACAAUCCACCCCCGCCGGCGUGUGCUACAGCUGUAGUAUCAGCUGUCACGGCGAACACAACCUCGUCGAACUCUUCGCCAAGCGCAACUUUGUCUGCGACUGUGGUACGACCAGACUCGCCAACACGGGGACUCCAUGUAGUCUGCGCAUCAACUCGAGUACGGGAAGAAAGGGCCAUGUCACGGGAGAGGAGGCACAUGCGGGGAACAAAUACAACCACAACUAUGCCGGCAAGUUCUGUGGAUGCGGCGAGGAAUACGAUCCCGAGCUGGAGAAGGGAACCAUGUUUCAAUGUUUGGGGUUGGGGAGUGUUGAAGAUGGUGGGUGUGGCGAAGAUUGGUGGCAUCCCGAGUGCUUGAUGGGAAGGGAGAGGGUGAAGCAGGAGCCAAAGAAGGAAGGCAGGGUGGAAGACGAUGGUCAGCUUGAGACGGUCAAGGAAGAGGCCGAGGAUGGCGAAGAUGCGCCUGCGCCGAAUGGCGUCGAUGGAGAGCAUGCGGAAGUCGACGAUGCUCCACUCCCACCCGGCUUCCCUGCUGAAGAUGACUUUGACCAUCUCAUCUGCUACAAGUGUGUCAGUGCGAACCCUUGGAUCAAGCAGUAUGCGGGCACAAAUGGCUUCCUACCGGCCGUCGCCGCUGAUGGAUCUGCGCCAACGACGAAUUCCCACGCCGCUGAUGGAUCUGCGCCAACGACCAAUGGCCACACCGCGAACGGACAUGCUACGAACGGUGCAACGGAAGCACCCACGGGAACGGGAACAGCAGACAGCAAGAAACGAAAGGCAGACGAUGACCAAGAAGUCGUCCAGGAUUCCCUUAAGAAAGUAAAGUCCGAAGACGACAUCCAGGCAUCAGAGCCAACAGCCACAGCUGCCACUACGGAAUCACCCAGACACGCCUCUCUCCCACUCGCAUCAGCAGGUCCCAUAACCCUCUUCCUCCAAGAAGACUUUCGCGACCACCUCUGCCGCUGUCCCACCUGCUUCCCCCGCCUGGCUCGUCACCCUCAACUCCUCGAAGAAGAAGACACCUACGAGCCUCCUGUCUCCGAAGAUGGAGAGAAUGCUGAUGGCGCUCGCAGUGUCGGAUCUGGCUCGUUGCUCGAUCGCGGCGAGGCUGCAUUGUCUUCCAUGGAUCGCGUGAGGGCUAUUGAGGGCGCUAUGGCUUACAAUCAUCUCAAGGAUAAGCUCAAGCCAUUCCUCCAGCAGUACGCCGAUAGUGGAGAGGCUGUAGGUGCAGAACACAUCAACGCGUUCUUCGCCAAAUUGAGAGGUGAUGAGCAAGCUAUUCGGGAGGCUGCUGCGGGUGCUAAUCAGGCUUGA